CGGAAUUUCAUGGGGUAUUCUCUAAUAAUAGUGUGUUAGAGAUCCAGUGGCGUGGAAUUUGUGUGUGAUAAAAACAAAAAUAUAAUUAAAUAUGUGAGCGGACUACGGCCCCUCCGAAUUGCAGAAUCGUGCAUACCUACGUAUGUGUGUAUAUGCAUCACGUACAUUCACAGGGUGUGAUGGUGAGAUAUACAUGUAUAUAUAUGUAUAUAGUUUGCUUAAGAGUGAACUUGGACAAUCAGCAUCGGGUAAUCACUGGUGUGACCGACAUAAAUAAUGAGUGAAUUCUCAUCGCAAGAAGCAAACGCAAAGACGUUAACGGCAGAUAUAUCGGGCGACAGAGACCCAAAUCUGACAACGAAUCAGAUACUCGCGUUGCUGUCUCAUGCUGAUCAGUAUGGGCGAUACCCUCUGCACCUAGCUGCUCGGGUGGGAUCUGUGAAAUGGGUUACCAUACUACUCGCUGUGGGUGCGGAAGCCAAUGCACUCGACCGUAGUCGCCACACGCCUGCGUUCUAUUGCAUUUGGCAACAGACGGCUGAGGUGUUGAGGUUGUUGGUGGCGCAGAGAGACUUCGACUUUGCCACAACAGAUGACAAUGGGAUGUGCCUUAUCCAUAAGGCGUGUGUUUCUGGAGCUGUAGAGAUAUUACUAGCUUUGCUUCAGGCAGGCGAUGACCCUAAUCGGCUGUCGGUCCCGUUGCACUACACACCACUUCACUUCUCAGUCAAUGGGAAUGCAUCAUGUCUACGGCUACUUCUGCAAUGGGCAUGUGCCUUUGGUGACUGCGACAGUGUGCUUAAGCUGAUUCAUUUCGGGGUACCCUUCCGCAAGGACCGUCACAGCCACACGCCCUGUGAUGUGCUGCGUUUGCACCACUGCACACACACACUGCGAUGUGUUAAGCACUUUACAACCAAUCGCUGCGAAUGGCCCCCAAGCCUUGCUAAACUGUGUAGACUGGCCCUACUAGCGCAGCAUCGUCCUUUCAGCUCUGCUGAGUUGACUUGUCUGCCUGUGGACGUGUGUGCCUUUGUGUUUGGAGAGGGCCGUUUCUCCUCCGUCGCACAUGUGUGCACACAUGCGCAUGUGGACCCAAUUGUACCCGAUGCGGAGUUUCAGGACAGCAGCAGCCAUAGUGAACGCGAGGGUGAGCAGAUAAACCCAACAGACGUGACAAUGGUUGUACGCCACAGCCAGGACAAAGAAGUGGACUACUAUUAUGCACUGGAGGCACUAACCACCACACACAACAACAUCAUGCAGGCCAUUGAGAUCGUGACGCCCAGGCGCAGUACACGGAUGCGGGGACUUGACAUGACGUGAGAGAAAGUAACAGAAAAUAAUAAACGACAUAGAAAAGGCCA
Messenger RNA from Sphaeroforma arctica JP610, 1367 nucleotides. RefSeq lists its product as hypothetical. Bases 277 to 1326 code for a protein of 349 amino acids. The transcript has 9 exons. The record is from RefSeq and is a predicted model, not a curated record. Gene Ontology annotation, molecular function: protein binding. Lineage: Eukaryota; Ichthyosporea; Ichthyophonida. Gene Ontology annotation, cellular component: cytoplasm.